Molecule: messenger RNA, 1068 nt
Organism: Echinostoma caproni
Lineage: Eukaryota; Metazoa; Platyhelminthes; Trematoda; Plagiorchiida; Echinostomatidae
Source: the annotation of a GenBank genome assembly
AUGUCCUCCGAUGUACCCAUUGUGCUGGACAAUGGUACUGGGACAAUCAAAGCCGGCCUAGCCAGUGAAUGUGUGCCUCGGGCUUGUGUGCCAAAUAUCAUCGGUCGACCGCGUUAUUUCAAUAUGUUAACUCAACAUCAGUUAUUAGAUCCCAUAUUUCUGGGCUCGGAAGCCUUACAAAAACGUGGUGGUAUGACUUUGUCCAGCCCAAUGUUUAGCAGUCUGGUGUUUGAUUGGGACAGUCUCAUUUGUCUGUGGGAUUACAUAUUUAAACAGGAAUUGCAAGUAGACAUUGAAUCACGACCGCUACUGAUCACGGAAACCCUAUUCAAUCCGAAACGGGACAAAGAAACAAUGGCUAGUAUCCUGUUUGAGCAAUUUAAUGUUCCGGCUCUCUAUGUGGCUUAUCAACCGAUCCUAGCAUUAUACGCGUCUGCACGAACCACGGGUAUUGUGGUGGACUGUGGAGAAGGAUCCACUUGUGUAACUCCAAUCUAUGACACAUACUAUGUGCAAAAAGCAGCAUAUCGACAAAAUGUGGCUGGAAACGCGGUUACGGAAUAUCUGAAGCGCCUACUUCCGGAUAUCGGGUGUCGAUUGUUCACCUCGGCUGAGCAUCAGAUUGUCCGGGAUAUCAAAGAAAAAUUGUGUUAUGUUUGUGAAAACUACGAAGAGGAAUUGUAUAGUGCGCAUAAUAGUGGAAAUCUGGCUGCAUCCUAUCAGUUACCCGAUGGUCAGAAAAUCACUCUAACUACUGAACGAUUUCGCGCCCCUGAACUGCUUUUCUCCAGUGCAAUGAACGGCUACGAAUGUUCGGGAAUCCAUCAGGCAGUUUGGGAUAGCAUACAGAAUUGCACACCAUCUAUUCGUCGAGAUAUGCUCGGGAAUAUUCUUCUGACUGGUGGAAGUACCAUGUUUCGCGGAGAACAAUUGGCACAUUGUAUUAACUAUGAUAUCCGAAUUUUUCUCGAGCGGCAGUCGUGUGAAUCACAAAACAUGUGGCCUUUGUACGUCUCAGAGCUGGAGGAUGGAUUCCAAGGUACCGGAAGCUUUACAGAACAUGGGUGA